AUGGCUAAAAAAACAGAAGCUAGUAAAGAUCUAUGCGCAAUGUCCAAUAAUAAAAAUGAUGAAACAGAAGCUAGUAAAGACCUAUGCACGACGUCUAAUAAUAAAACAUAUCAAUUUAAACAUUAUGAAGCACCUGGAUCUAGGAAACAUCAGAAUGAGCAAAGGAUUAAGCUUCAAAAAGAAAUGAAACGUUUUAAGAACAAAUUUAAAGUUAAGAAAAGAAAAUCGAGGGUUAAGAACAAACAUCUAAAAGAAGCACCUAAACAACAAGUGGAUUCAUUCCCUCAAUCCUCGAAUGUAGAGGCAACUUCGUCCAUUUCUUUAGAAACGAGCACAAGCAAAACAGACUCACCAUACGCAGAACAAGUACCUGACCCAGUAUUGGAAAAUGCUUCAGAAUUACUACCAACCAUGCCAACUAUGUUACAGACGUGUGUACUUGAAAAUGUACCUUCAGAUCAGGUUGAUGAGAUCAUCAACUUUGUUUCUGUAGAGCAAAUUUAUGAAGACAGUCAUUUAUUAUUACCAGGGGAUUACUAUAACGAUGUCAUGUCUAGCCAAUUGAUUUACCACUUACAAUUGCUAGAUUAUCAUUACAAUAAUUUAAUGUAUAUAUUAGAGCAAGGUUAUGAAGACGGUCGAUUACCAAAAGAUAAUGAGUAA
Dentiscutata erythropus is the source of this 663-nucleotide messenger RNA. The record is from the annotation of a GenBank genome assembly. Lineage: Eukaryota; Fungi; Glomeromycota; Glomeromycetes; Diversisporales; Gigasporaceae.